AUGUUGAUCUCCUGUGCAUUCCUUACUUUACUUGUUCCAGCUAUUGCAUCGUCCCUCACUUCCUCCGCAAAUAUUGGCAUUACUUUCGAGCCGAGCCAUGAUCUCCCUUUGCUGAAGCUCCCAUACGGAACCUGGCGAGCGUACGAAUUCAAUAGCGAAGAAGAUGUCUACACGUUUCGCAACAUCCGCUACGCUGCUCCGCCAGUCGGUGACCUGCGCUGGUCGAAACCGGCGCCUCCGAAGUCGAUUCAUGGCAUUCAGGACGGCUCCUACGGUCCCAACUGCAUCCAAGAUGAGAUUCCGGAGGUCUUUUUUAUGCCUGGAGUAAAAGGUCUUUUUGCGAGUGCAGACGAGGAUUGCCUGUUUUUGGACAUUUACGUACCCGGAAAGGUGCUAAAGAAGCGUAAAAGCAAGGUUCCCGUGAUUGUUUGGAUACACGGAGGAGCUUACGUCAGCGGCUCAAAGGACCAAGCAGUCAAAUCGGGAUACUACAACGGGACAAGCCUCAUCAAACGAGCCGAUGACGACCUGAUUGUCGUAACCAUCAACUACCGCCUCGGUGCCUUCGGCUUCCUCGCUGGAGAGCCUCUGCAGGAUCACGGCACCUUCAACGCGGGUCUCCACGACCAGCGAGCGGCGCUGACCUGGGUCCAGAAGUAUAUCCACCUCCUUGGCGGCGAUCGUGAUAACGUGUCUGCGUGGGGUCAGUCGGCUGGCGCUGGGUCCCUGAUCUAUCAUCUCAUUGCAGAAGGAGGAAAGCUUGACCCGCUCUUUAGAAGAGUGAUAAUGCAGAGUCCUUCUGUCGAUACUAGUGUGAACACCCAAGUUAGUUACGAGCGGUUUGAAACCUUUGCGGCCGCUGUAGGGUGUCCCACUAAGGGGGUCAAUUCCCUCCACUGCUUGCGCUCGGCUAAUAGCACGGCGUUGAGGAAGGCAAACGAGGAGGUAUUUAUGGGUAUAUCUUUUCCGGUGCCAGAUGGGAAGUAUAUCCAGAGUCCGGCACUGGUUGAAUAUGCGAAAGGCAACACCUGGAAAGACAUCGACUCGGUCCUCGUCAGCCACGUCCUCGACGAAGGAUCCCUCUCCGUCCCGGACGACGUUCCAGAAGGCCUGCUACAAGACUUUAUCACCAGCAGUCUCCCACCGAACUCGACAAAGCAGGCCUCAUUCAUGAUUGCCCUCUUCGAAUCCCUCUACGCAAAUUAUACAGAAAAGGAAAAGGUUGCUGCCGUCUACACAACCCUCUUCUUCACCUGCAACAUCCGCGCUGUCCUGGAAGCCUACCCAAAUCCCGCCUGGGCGUUCCAGUAUAGCUUCAUGGACGGCGACAUAAACGCAAUGCACGCUGGCGAUAUUCCCGCGACGUGGUACAGCUCAGAGCUCCCGCUCCCGGACAACUAUACUGGCACCGUCUCGGACCCGCUCUUCUCACAGUUCCAGCGGUAUCUUACGAACCAUGCGCGCACUGGAAAUCCGAAUACUCCUUGUUCCAGGACGCCGGAGUAUAAGCUGGCGUACUGGCCGAAAGUUAGUUGGCUAGAUGCGGAUGUCCCGAGGAAUGUGCUGAACAUGGUGAACGAGGGGUUUGAGGUUAUCAGUGAUGAGCAGAUGUCGAAGGCGGUUUGUGAUGCUUGGACUCGGGCGCUUGUGGAGGCUCUUGAGGGGGGAUCUUGA
Molecule: messenger RNA, 1674 nt
Organism: Aspergillus calidoustus
Lineage: Eukaryota; Fungi; Ascomycota; Eurotiomycetes; Eurotiales; Aspergillaceae
Source: the annotation of a GenBank genome assembly